Dissoconium aciculare CBS 342.82 is the source of this 921-nucleotide messenger RNA. Its product is annotated as NAD(P)-binding protein. The record is from RefSeq and is a predicted model, not a curated record. Lineage: Eukaryota; Fungi; Ascomycota; Dothideomycetes; Mycosphaerellales; Dissoconiaceae. The transcript is spliced from 3 exons. Gene Ontology annotation, molecular function: oxidoreductase activity. The coding region runs from base 1 to 921 and encodes 306 amino acids.
AUGGCCUCCUCCUCCAGCAGCGGCGGCGGCCGAUCCACCAACGCCGAUCUCAGGAACAGCCUCCUCUUCGACGUCUCCCACGUCACGGCCGUCGUGACCGGCGGCGCCACGGGGAUCGGUCUCAUGAUCACGCAGGCGCUCGUCGCCAACGGCGCAAAGGUCUACAUCACCGGGCGUCGGCAGGAGAAGCUCGACCAGACGGUGCGAUUGUACGGCGAGGGCGAGGGGAGGCUCCUCGCGAUCGCGGGCGAUGUCAGCACGAAGGAGGGAUGUGUCAGACUUGCGGAGGAGAUCGAGAAGAGGGAGCCCGAGGGGAUUCAAUUACUCGUGAACAAUGCGGGGAUCGCGCGGGACGAGAAGACUUCUUUCGCCAAAAAUGGCGAGCCGGAUUCUUCCUCCGCCGAGGCCAUCUCCAAGCACUUCCUGAACUCCACCGAUGACGCUUGGGCCUCGACCUUCCAGACCAACGUCACCGCCCAAUACUUCACAAGCAUGGCCUUCCUGCCCCUCCUCGCCCGCGGCGGCACCGUCACGCCCGGCUACUCCUCCUCGGUUGUGAACGUGAGCUCCAUCAGCGGCGCCAUGAAAGGCUCGAGCAUGGGCCAAUUCUCGUACGCCAGCUCGAAAGCGGCGUCGACGCACCUCAGCCGGAUGCUGGCGACCAUGUUCAAGGACGUCAAGGUCCGCGUGAACGUCAUCGCGCCGGGCGUGUUCCCGAGCGAGAUGACGGCGGGGGAGAGUGACGAGCAGAAUAAAUCUUCGCUGGAUAUGAGGAGUUACAAUCCCGCGGGCCGCAAGGGUCAUGAUAGUGACAUGGCGGCGACGAUCCUUUUCCUCGCGGGGAAGGGCGGCGUGUUUUAUAACGAGCAGAUUUUGUAUCCGGAUGGAGGAAAUACUCUGACGGUGCCGGCGCAGAAGUGA